AUGCCUCCCCAGAUUAAACAUGACCUGAAUCGCUCCGGAUGGGAGUCCACUGACUUCCCGUCUGUCUGCGAGAGUUGUCUGCCCGAAAACCCAUAUGUGCAGAUGAUCAAAGAAGACCAUGGCGCAGAAUGCAAGAUGUGCGCGCGUCCCUUCACUGUCUUCCGGUGGAAAGCCGAUCGGACCUCUCGUCAAAAGCGAUCUAUUGUCUGCCUGACUUGCGCGCGCCUGAAGAAUUUUUGCCAAUGUUGUAUGCUCGAUCUUUCCUUCGGUCUCCCCAUCGUCGUUCGUGAUGCCGCCCUCAAGAUGGUUGCCCCAGGCCCGGAGAGUGGAAUCAACCGGGAAUACUACGCACAGAACAAUGAAAAGGAAAUCGAAGAAGGUCGUGGUGCAAUCGAAGAAUACGAAAAGACAGACGACAAGGCACGCGAGCUCUUGCGUCGUCUUGCAAACAGUGAACCCUACUAUCGCCGACCUCGCCGGACCGAGGGUGCCGAAACCGAGGAAGGCGCACAAACCGCGACGGACGAACCUCGAACCACCAGUCGGUAUGGAAAUGGACCGGGCCCCGUUCGCACUACCCAAAGUCGUGUCGGCAACAACCUGCCUGGCCGCGGUGGCCGAGGUGGGGGUCGUGGGGGCCGCCCAUUCCCCGGUACUGCUCAACUGCCACCCUCCCCCGCGGACAUUCUCCCUCCUGCGGACCCCAACGUCCUCUCUCUGUUCGUGACCGGUGUGGAGGAUGACCUCCCUGAACAUACCCUGCGCACAUUCUUCAGCCAGUUCGGUCAACUACGCUCGCUGGUCUGUUCCCACCGCUCCCACUGCGCGUUCAUCAACUUUGUCAACCGCGCCGAUGCCGAGAAAGCCGCCCACCACUGCCAAGGAAAAGCUAUCAUCCAGGGCUGCCCUCUUCGCGUCCGCUGGGGCAAGCCCAAGUCGUUGGAUAGUCUAGACCGUGAAGAAAGAAUUAAGAACGCCCGUGAGGGUCGCCAGGCUGUCGGACCGGUUGGCAAGGGUAAGCAAGCUGACCGCGGUGCGAUCACCACCGGGGAGGAAACUGGACAGCCCAAGGCUCACACUCAUGUUGUUGCGCCGCCGCCUGGAUCUGGUGAGGUGCAGUACGCCAGUAUGAAUGGUGAUUGA
Penicillium salamii is the source of this 1143-nucleotide messenger RNA. NCBI's taxonomy places the organism in Eukaryota, Fungi, Ascomycota, Eurotiomycetes, Eurotiales, Aspergillaceae. The record is from the annotation of a GenBank genome assembly.